Molecule: messenger RNA, 3524 nt
Organism: Anoplophora glabripennis (Asian longhorned beetle)
Lineage: Eukaryota; Metazoa; Arthropoda; Insecta; Coleoptera; Cerambycidae
Product: angiomotin-like protein 1
Exons: 12
Coding region: 159-3089 (976 amino acids)
Biological process (GO): actin cytoskeleton organization; regulation of cell migration
Cellular component (GO): cytoplasmic vesicle; bicellular tight junction; plasma membrane
Source: RefSeq, a predicted model, not a curated record
UUGCGUACGGGCACACAAUCAGUUUUUACAUCUUUGCAUGAAAAUGUAUAGUGUUUAAAAUAAAGUGUUGUGUGGUGAUUGUUCCAACAUUUACAUUGUGAUUUUGAGAGUUUUACGAAGUAUGGUAAAGUUUUUAGUAUACUAAUAAACCGAUAAAAAUGCAACAGUCUAAUAAUAGGUACCGUUCAUUCAUGCAAGUAGGCCAAGGAAAUUUUCCUCAAAGUCUAAGUGGUAGUGAGACAGAUGUGUCUACAUCGAAUGAGAACCUCUCAAAUGAAGAGAAAUACGUCAUUAGACAUACUCCAAGACAAGAACCUCAGGGUCAAGAAAAUCUCAACGACUCGAAGAGAAGUUCACUUAGGGACAGUUUACCUUCAAAUCGUAGCUCGUUAGAUGUGUCCUCCUCAUCUUACAAUACACUAAUUAUCCAUAGUGCAGGGGAUGAACCGUGGACAGGCAGAAAUUCAGGACCCAGAGAGACGUCAAAUAUAUCCCCCCCGAAUUAUUUAUCCCACCAAACCAACUUGUACAAUGAUUCUAAACUUUCCCCUAUACAGAAAAGGAAUUCAGCUUCCCCAUCCCCAUCUAUUACAAGUACAGGUGUGCAGGAAAUUACAGAAAUUCCAGACGAUUAUUUAUCUCAGUCCUCUGUGUUGAAACACUUAGCCAAAGAAGUUAAAGUCCCAUCUCCCAAUGGUACAACUAAGAACGAAAAUAUCGAGAAUUUGUUGAACAAAUUCGAUCCCAUUAAUUUCGAUAUAAAUAAUUUACCUCCUCCGCCCGAAUAUCCUAAAUGGUCCGAAAAGUCCCCACUUCAACAGGCCGUUAAUAGUAGAAGCAAAAUCUCUACGGAUAAAUUGAAUUUAUCCAAAUCACAACCGGACCUGUCAACAAUGGGGGCGGCGAAGUGCGAUUUUUCUGGGUUCAGGAGGGGUGUGUCAGCGCCUAGACCCCCUACAAAGGGAAGGGAGGAGAACGAAUCUAAAGCAGAAGAAAUCUGGCCAUCUGCGGAAAUGGUGGAAAUCCUCAUAAAGGAGAACAGUGCCUUAAAACAUGAACUGGAGAAUUGUUAUCAAAGAGUCGAACGAACUCAAAGGUUGGAGCAAGAAAUUCUGAAAGUUCACAAGGGUCACGAAGAAUUGGUACAGUCGUGCGAAAGAAGAGAACGACUAGAGCGUGCAGCUAGAGCUAGGCUACAGGCCGACUGCCGUAGAUACCAAGAACUGAACAGAGCUCUCCGAGAGCAAGUGGAAUUGUUGUCUACGCAGAUGCUUUCCAGAUCUCCUGUUCCAGAUUCCAGUGGUCCUGACAAUCUGAGAAGGGAAUUGAGCAAAAGAGAGGGGCUUAUUAAACAACUGAUUACACAGAAUAAAGAAUUAGCUGCAGCAAAGGAAAGACAGGAAAUAGAACUUGCUGCCCAAAGAGCUACCUUACAAGAACAAAGGACACACAUCGAUAUACUAGACACGGCUCUUACAAACGCCCAGGGCAAUGUUGUCCGCUUGGAAGAAGAAUGCCGUAAAAAACAAGUGUACGUAGAGCGGGUGGCGCAACUUCAAAGAGCCCUGUCGUCCCUCCAAAUGGCCAGCGACCGCCGGGAGCAGACAGAACGCAAACUGCGGCUACAGUUGGAGAGGGAACUUCAGCGAACGAAGGCAGCUCAAGGGGAAAUGAGGGGAAACGGGUGGGACUCACCCAGUGGAUCUGAAAACGAAUCUGCUUCAGAACUGAAACGGAGGUUGAGGGAGAAAGACGAAAAAAUUAUGACGUUGGAAGGAGAGUGUUCGAAAUGGGAGCAAAGGUUCUUGGAAGAAAGCACGCUGAGACAGGCAGCUAUCGAUGCUGCUAGCAUACCAAAGGAUGCCAAGAUAGCAGCAUUAGAGAAAACAAGCCAAGAGACUGAAAAAAUAAUAGCGGAGGCACGCAAUGAAAAAAUCCGCCAUAUGGAUGAGGUACACGCGGCGCAGAAGAAAGUAGCCGAUCUAGAGUCGAGGUUAAAAGAUCUGGAAUCCAAGUUAGCCGAAAAAGAUGCCAUGAUCAGAGUACUCCAGAAGCAUACUUACGACAAGGAUGUAUCGAGUAUGUUGGGACGAUCACCACAUCAUACGCCUCACCCCAGUCUUGCCGGGGCUGAUAUCGAUCACGUGUUAGGUACUACUGUAUCUAGAGAAGAAUUAGUGAGUAGUGUCUUGACGAACUCAACAGCUUAUGGUUCCGGAAAUUCCUAUACCGGAAGCGACUCUUCCUACCACAUGCCAUCAUACAGUAAAUACGAGACUAACAAAACAUACGACAGUACGAAACAGACACUGGAUAACCAGUUAAAAGAGAUAGAUAGCCAGCUAGAUUCGCAACUGCUUAGCAAGCGGGGUCUUUGCUGUUUUCCAGGAUUCACUAAUCCAGUCACUGCGCAGAGAAAAGGAAAAAUACCCAAGCCACUAUUGGCAGGUGUAACUUCAAACCCAGGGGGACUGUUCGAAUCAGGUUCUUUUCUGAUGCCUCCCUCUCGUCACGAGUCGGGAGAGAUGUUGCUGUUGGAGAAGCAAGGGCGCACCUCGCAGCAGCAACGCAUGCAAGAGAACACAGAAAAUAACCGUACCCAACCUGUUUUGGACAGUCCCGCCAACCACUGCCCAGCCCCGAGCUCCUUACCAAGGCCCCCCAGGUCCUCCCACCGAUCCGGUCUUCCCAGGCGAAUGGGAGACUACAAUCGUCUUCCAGAUAACGAGAUCCCCCGCAAAAAGUCAGACGGAGGGGAGUCGUUAAGCUCGAAUACUAGCAGCAGAAGAGCCUCCCCUGCCAGGUCGCUCAUACCCCCUCCGAGAAAGCUGGGAGAAUACGGCAGGUUAUCCGAAAGUGGCGGUUCAAGUGCCUCGUUACGUAAGCCGUCUACUAGGGUACGCAGUGGAAGCUCCGGUGGCGAAAGAGACUCAGCUUCAACUCUUAGUGAUAACUCGGCCAGCUCUCUACCUCCUCCCUCGAAAGUACGUCUCUACGGAAGCAACUCGUUGAAGAGGGGCUCCUCUCUAGGAAGGGAUAGUAAGUCUUCCACAGAUUCGAAUACGAGCAAAUAUCGAAUUCAGUUUUAAGGCAGUAAGCAAACGUUUUGUUUGUUUUUCUAGAUCGCAGACGACAAUAUUGACGCAAUAACAGCCUUAUUUAACAAAUAGGUUAGAUUUAAUUGUUACGUUUUAAUACUUAAUGUUAUACUCAUAGUUAUCUUUUGACAGUGGGUUAAGUGUUUGUGAUCUAGAAAAUCAAAUAAUAUAUCCAGGAAAAGUGUUGCACAAUUUUUUAUUCGUCCUUAACUAGAUUGAAAUCUAAUUAACAGAAAAGUAUGUAUUUGUUUCGUAAUAAUUAUACAGGGUGUUUCAUUUAGAACUUUCCGGCAAAAACAAAAGGACGCAAUUAUCCAAGUACUGUAAAAAUUUUUGUAUAUAAAUGACAUUUCUCAUAUACAGGCUGUUACAAAUUCGCUUCUCACUACAUGGAUCUCGAAAACGGAAGAAAUACAAACUAGCAAA